AUUUGCAGAUGUUGAAUGUGAUCAGGAGAUGUGCCUUAGAUGGUUUCUACUCGUGCAGAACAUGUCAAAAGUUUCAGUUCCAGCCCAACAGGUUUUACACGUCGAAAAAUAUCCUAAAACUGGAGGAGAGGGGCCUAUGGGCUGAUCGGUUUCCUGAGUCGAACACAAACAAGUUGAUUGAAGAGUUACUAGAACAUCCGCAUACCGUGUACAGUGGCUUUGACCCCACUGCAGACUCACUACACGUCGGAAACUUGUUAGUGGUGGUGUCGUUACUUCACUGUCAACGAGCAGGACAUAACGUAAUUGCUCUCGUAGGCGGGGCAACAGCGCAGGUCGGAGACCCCAGUGGGAGGAGUAAAGAGAGACCGCUGCUGGAGCCGAAGGUGAUCGAGAGCAACUCCAAAGGCAUUGCCGAAAACCUUCAGAGAAUAUUCAAGAAUCAUCAGCAGGUGUUUUGGGAGAGAGGAAGUGAAGAAAAUUUGGCACCUCUCAGAAUUGUGAAUAACUAUGACUGGUACAAGAAGCUGAAUGUCGUGGACUUCCUGAGAGUGGCGGGUCGCAGCUUCCGUAUGGGCACGAUGCUCUCCCGCUCCAGUGUGCAGUCGCGGCUCAACUCGGAAGACGGAAUGAGCUUGACGGAAUUUACCUAUCAGGCCCUGCAAGCGUAUGAUUGGCUUCACCUGUACGAUAAAUAUAAUUGUACGAUUCAGAGGAUGCACGGCGAAUCAUAAGUGCUGGUGGUUUUUACGUCAACCUGAGUCGCAUCACCAAUCCAGACCUUAUACUUAUCCCAGGAGUGCAUAUUCUGCCGAAUGGAAUUACAAUUGCAAGAGUUGGAAAGAAGAAUUACUACCUUAUCAAGUGGAAUUGAUAGGAUUCAUAAGAAUGCUUGUAGAAAAAAAUUUAUGAUGUAUAAAAUGAAAUUUAGUCAUCAAAGAUGUCUUUAUUUCUAUUUCUUUGUUUUUAUAAAACACAGACUAAUGAAAAAAAAAAAAAAAAGCUGCUUCCUAUUAACCCAAUAAGGGCAGGAAAAUCCAGGGCUUUGUGUGUGUGGGGGGGGGGGGGGGGAAGGAGCUGAAAUGAGAUGAAAAUCGGUUCGGAAGAAAUGGAAAAUUUAGUUGGUAAAAGGUAAAAUAAUUUCUGCCAACUAUUAUCUUCUAAACCUUACAGACAUACAUGGAUACAACAGUGCCAUGUAGUGUGUGUCCACAGGAUGGAAACAUAUGGGAGAACUCUAAAAACCAUAAUAAACAAAUAAAAAAAAAAAAAAAAAUUGCUCAAAUAACUUUUUCCAAUUUUCGCCCUGGAUAAAGAUCAUGCCUAAUUGCAAAAAUUUCUGUACAUCGUCCUUUUAGGGUUGAUACACGAUAUUUCUAAAAAUGAAACUUUUUAACUCGUUGCCUAUAGGAGAUUAUAAACAUAAUAUAGAGAACAAUUGAAUUAAUUGUUAGGUUCAUUAGACAAAGCUUCUGGCAAGGGAACGGAGAAGAUGGAAGGUGUCUGUUUGUUUAUAUUCAAUGUAUACAGUGUGAUAUACCUUUGUGUGUGUGUGUGUGUGUGUGUGUGUGUGUGUGUGUGUGUGUGUGUGUGUGUGUGUGUGUGUGUGUGUGUGUGUAUGUGUGUGUGUGUGUGUGAAAAGAAAAUUUGUGAAACCUGUUGAAGACUUGUAUUUCUAUCUAUGCUCUUGACUUAACCCUCUUGUGUACAUGGUGCAGGUGUCUGCAUUGUCUAUGGAGACAUGCACCUGCAAAAAAAAAAAAAAAAAAAA
Messenger RNA from Penaeus monodon (black tiger shrimp), 1771 nucleotides. RefSeq names its product tyrosine--tRNA ligase, mitochondrial-like (gene TyrRS-m). The record is from RefSeq and is a predicted model, not a curated record. Gene Ontology annotation, cellular component: cytosol; mitochondrion. Gene Ontology annotation, biological process: tyrosyl-tRNA aminoacylation. Gene Ontology annotation, molecular function: tyrosine-tRNA ligase activity; ATP binding; RNA binding. NCBI's taxonomy places the organism in Eukaryota, Metazoa, Arthropoda, Malacostraca, Decapoda, Penaeidae.